CUCCCUGCGCGCCCCUCCGCUCCUACCUGCUGGGCUUCCCCGGGCACCGCCUGGGCGCCCUCCCGCCCGCCACAGGGUCCGCCAAGGUGUGUUCUCAAACCCCAAAGGGGCCUGGCUUUCUGGGGCUGAUUCCGAGACGUUGAGGGUGCAAAGAAGAGACCCUCCUGGAGAAGUAAAGGAUGACGAAAAGCAACGGGGAAGAGCCCAGGGCGGGCGGCAGGAUGCAGAGGUUCCAGCAAGGCGUCCGGAAGCGCACACUCCUGGCCAAGAAGAAAGUGCAGAACAUCACCAAGGAGGAUGUCAAAAAUUACCUUUUUCGGAAUGCUUUUGUGCUGCUCACCGUCACCGCAGUCAUUGUGGGGACAAUCCUUGGAUUUACCCUCCGGCCGUACAAAAUGACCUACCGGGAGGUCAAGUACUUCUCCUUCCCCGGGGAGCUCCUGAUGCGGAUGCUGCAGAUGCUGGUGCUGCCGCUGAUCAUCUCCAGUCUGGUCACAGGAAUGGCGGCUCUAGAUAGAAAGGCGUCGGGGAAGAUGGGAAUGCGAGCUGUCGUCUAUUACAUGACUACGACCAUCAUUGCCGUGGUGAUUGGCAUAAUCAUUGUCAUCAUCAUCCAUCCUGGGAAGGGCACAAAGGAGAACAUGCACCGAGAAGGCAAGGUUAUACAAGUGACAGCUGCAGACGCCUUCCUGGACUUGAUCAGGAAUAUGUUCCCUCCAAAUCUGGUGGAAGCCUGCUUUAAACAGUUUAAAACCAACUAUGAGAAGAGAAGCAUUAAAGUGCCCGUUCCGUCUAACGAAACGCUCCUGGGUGCCGUGAUCAACAACGUGUCGGACGCCAUGGAGACGCUUUCCAAGAUCACAGAGGAGAUGAUCCCCGUCCCAGGCUCUGUGAACGGGGUCAAUGCCCUGGGCCUGGUUGUCUUCUCCAUGUGCUUUGGCUUUGUGAUCGGAAACAUGAAGGAGCAGGGACAAGCCCUGAAGGACUUCUUUGACUCUCUCAAUGAGGCCAUCAUGAGGCUGGUGGCAGUGAUCAUGUGGUACGCCCCCCUGGGCAUCCUCUUCCUGAUUGCAGGCAAAAUAGUGGAGAUGGAGGACAUGGGCGUGAUCGGGGGCCAGCUGGCCAUGUACACCAUGACCGUCAUCAUCGGCUUGCUCAUCCACGCCGUCAUCGUCCUGCCCCUCCUCUACUUCCUGGUGACGCGGAAAAACCCGUGGGUUUUCAUCGGAGGGCUGCUGCAGGCGCUCAUCACGGCGCUGGGAACCUCCUCCAGUUCGGCCACCCUGCCCAUCACCUUCAAGUGCCUGGAAGAGAACAAUGGCGUGGACAAACGCGUCACCAGAUUCGUGCUCCCGGUGGGGGCCACCAUUAACAUGGACGGGACCGCCCUCUACGAGGCUCUGGCUGCCAUUUUCAUCGCCCAAGUCAACAACUUCGACCUGAACUUUGGACAGAUUAUUACGAUCAGCAUCACAGCCACGGCGGCCAGCAUCGGGGCGGCUGGGAUCCCGCAGGCAGGCCUGGUCACCAUGGUCAUCGUGCUGACCUCCGUGGGCCUGCCCACCGACGACAUCACGCUCAUCAUCGCCGUGGACUGGUUCCUGGACCGCCUGCGCACCACCACCAACGUGCUGGGAGACUCGCUGGGCGCCGGCAUUGUGGAGCACUUAUCCCGCCACGAACUGAAGAGCCCCGACGUGGAGAUGGGUAACUCCGUGAUCGAGGAGAACGAAGUGAAGAAGCCCUACCAGCUGAUUGCCCAGGAGAGCGACACGGAGAAGCCCAUCGACAGUGAAACCAAGAUGUAGGCCGACAGGAGGAGACGCUCUCGGGAGCAGCAGGGUGUGACCCCCGUGACAACACGCGUCCAUCUCGUUCCAGCUUAUCCUCCCCCGCCAGCCCCUUGCUCCCUUGUCCUCCCAACUCCGGUAGGAUUUGCAAGUGCGCUUCCAACACCAGGGAGGGUUGGGCAGCGGCCAGCGUGUGUGGUGUUCAUCCCACAUCCGAAAGUUCCAGGUCUUUCCGUGUUGGUCUUAUCUAAGAAGGUACCGAGAUACAAAAAAAAAAAAAAA
Eptesicus fuscus (big brown bat) is the source of this 2072-nucleotide messenger RNA. It is a transcript of the gene SLC1A3, whose product is annotated as solute carrier family 1 member 3. Gene Ontology annotation, cellular component: plasma membrane. NCBI's taxonomy places the organism in Eukaryota, Metazoa, Chordata, Mammalia, Chiroptera, Vespertilionidae. Gene Ontology annotation, molecular function: neutral L-amino acid transmembrane transporter activity; glutamate:sodium symporter activity; L-glutamate transmembrane transporter activity. The transcript is spliced from 10 exons. Gene Ontology annotation, biological process: L-aspartate import across plasma membrane; D-aspartate import across plasma membrane; L-glutamate import across plasma membrane. Bases 180 to 1808 code for a protein of 542 amino acids. The record is from RefSeq and is a predicted model, not a curated record.